Molecule: messenger RNA, 5402 nt
Organism: Dreissena polymorpha
Lineage: Eukaryota; Metazoa; Mollusca; Bivalvia; Myida; Dreissenidae
Product: solute carrier family 2, facilitated glucose transporter member 10-like
Exons: 15
Coding region: 238-2325 (695 amino acids)
Biological process (GO): transmembrane transport
Cellular component (GO): membrane
Molecular function (GO): transmembrane transporter activity
Source: RefSeq, a predicted model, not a curated record
UAGGUGUUGAGAUAAAAAUGUUAUGCAUAAAAAGUACUAAUUUAUUUAUUGUUUAUUUAUUUUAACAUGAAUAACUGAAAAUAUUUACUGUUUAAAAAUAUAUUAUAAAUUUAGGUACAAGUCCACAUAGGUUUGGUGUAUAUCAGAUAGUGUUGCCAUCCAUACACAACCAUCAACAUCAAAAUGAAGAAAUGAAUGAAGAUGCCUGUGUGGGCAUGAACUAGCAGUUUGUUUGCCAUGAUGAUGGAAGAGGAAUCAAACAAGGAAGGGGAGACGCUCAUCGGUGCAUGCACAAGCAGUGAUAAUGAAGACUUUGAUGCGGAGUUUGAGCUCUCUGGUGCCAGCAAUGGGCGGCUUCCUGCAAGCCAGGGCUCGGUCGGUAUCCAGUCUGGGGGUGGGGCGUGUUGCAGCAACUGUUACGUUAUCACAGCCUCCCUCAUGGCAUCUCUUGGAGGAGUGCUGUUUGGAUAUGAUAUCGGUAUCAUAUCUGGUGCAGUCCUACAGUUGCGUGACGUGUUCUGUCUGUCAUGUCUUGACCAGGAGCUGGUGAUCAGCGCCAUGCUCAUGGGUGCCAUGCUGGGAUCCUUCAUCGGGGGUUUCCUGAUGGACCACUGUGGAAGACGGUCUACCAUCAUUGGGAACUCAGUUGUAUUUCUUCUUGGAGCCCUUAUUCUUGGUUUUGCACCCAACUUUGGCGUGUUGGUUGUUGGCCGGCUCCUGGUGGGGUUUGCAGUAUCAGUUUCUGCAACAGCAGAAUGCAUAUACAUCUCAGAGAUAGCUCCACCGAAGCAGCGAGGUCUCCUGGUAUCCUUCAAUGAGCUGGGGAUCACAGUGGGACUUCUGCUGGCAUAUCUCUGCAACUUCCUACUGAUUGACGCUUCCAAUGGCUGGCGAUGGAUGUUUGCGCUGUCGGCCGUUCCGGCAGUCGUGCAGGGGGUGGGUAUGGUGUUCCUGCCUCGGUCUCCACGAUUCCUCAUGCUGAAACGGCGGGAGGAUGAGGCGGAAGGGGUUCUGAAGAAACUGCGUGGGUCCAACAGGGUGGAGAAUGAAAUCAGUGCCAUACGUGUGUCAAUUGCAAAUGAAAAGAACCAGAGGUGCCUAGAUCUUUGCAGUGGACAGGAUGGCAUGCGUGGACGGAUGUUCAUAGGAGUAGGACUCGUCUUUUUCCAACAGUUUACAGGCCAGCCCAAUGUCCUGUACUAUGCUCCCACAAUAUUUGAGGACAUCGGAUUCCGGUCGGAUUCAGCUGCCACGCUUGCAACUGUGGGCCUUGGAAUCGUCAAGGUGGUGAUGACUGUGAUAGCUCUGGUGUGUGUAGACAAAAUUGGUCGCAGGAAGUUGCUAUGCACUGGCUCCCUUUUCAUGGGUAUCAGCAUAAUAGCACUGGGAACUGUCUGCCACUUUGAGCAAGGCACAGACCCUCAAAAGGCGUGUGUGGACCAUUCCAGUUGUUCAAGCAAUGAUGAUCAUAGUCACAUGUUCCUGUCAUCCACUUUCCAGGCACUGUCUAAGCAUAAUAUUAGUUUAAAUACAUCAACAUCUGCAGUUAGUGCCUUCAUGACACAAAAAUCAUCUGUGAUAUUAAAACAACCCUUUUACGCAAAUGAAUCAAAUGAGAUUCAGGCAAAAAGUGCCAAUAGAGAGAAUGAUUUUGGGAGUUCAAAGGGAGAUAAUCAAACAGACAAAAAACACAAUGCCACUAAUAAUAAUGGCAUUUUGAAAGCAAAGGGAGAUAAUACAUCAGAUGGUAAUAUUUUCAUAAACCAAACCAAGGGGACUAACUUGGAUGAAAGACUUGGCAUUCCAAAGGGAUAUAAUAAUAGUGAUGGUAAUGUUUCCACAGGCAAGAUAAAUGGCUCUAAGCUUCAGAGGGCAGUGGGCUUUGUUGCCUUGAUGUGUUAUGUUGCAGCUUAUGGCUUUAGUUUUGGACCAGUGACUUGGUUAGUACUGAGUGAGAUAUUUCCAGCGGCAGUGAAGGGUCGUGCAAUUGCCAUGGCAACUGUGUUCAACUGGGGCACCAAUCUCAUUGUUACCUUUACGUUUCUGGACAUCAUGAAUGGUGUUGGAGUGACGUGGACUUUCAUACUGUUUGGUCUAAUCUGCUUCCUCUCGCUGGCCUUCAUUUUUGCCUUCGUACCGGAGACGAAAAACCGCACUCUGGAACAAAUCUCUUCUGACUUGAAGGCAAAGGCCGAGACACUUUGCUUUCCAUCGUCCAUUCGAAUGCGUCGCAACUGUGGUUGGUUGUUGUGCUGCAUUGAUAGGCAACAGUCCUUUGGUAACCAUGGUAACUACAGCAGGGUGGAGUCAGAGACAGUCACCUGAUUUCAGUUGUUUUUUUUCUCUGUAAUUUUGAAAUUUCAUUACCGGGUAUUUCCACAUUAGAAGAAGUGGGGAAAUAAUUUUUCUUCGUACUGUCCUUCAGAUACUUGGAAGGCAAACUAAAUUGAGCCGCGCUCUGUGAAAAGGGGUUUAAUGCAUGUGCGUAAAGUGUCAUCCAAGAUUAGCCUGUGCAGUCUGCACAGGCUAAUCAGGGAUGACACUUUCCGCACAAACUGGAUUUUCUUCAAGAAAGAUCUUCCUUUUAACGAAAAAUACAAUAACUGCGAAAAGUGUUGUCUCUGCUUAGCUUUUGCAGACUUCACAGGCUAAUCUGGGACAACACUUAACGCAUAUGCAUUAACCCCCUUUUUCACAGAGCGCGGCCCAUUUAUCUAUCCCAUGAUAUCUAGAGAAAGCUGUAACCUACAACCAUGCAAGUUGGAUUUAUGGUAACAUGGGAUAAGAGGAAAAUGCCUCUUGAUUUUGACAUCAAUUAGUCAAAGGUACAGAUCUCAGUAUUGCUACAUGCUACUAGUAUUAUUAUGUAUUAAAUAUAGUUUACCUUUUAUAUCCCUUAAUAACAAUCCCUUAAGAAUUUUUUUUUGGGGGGGGGCAUUAUCUCUUGUUUUAUUUUAUAAGACAUCAAUGAAUAAUAAAUUAUAUAGUUUUUAUGCCCCCCUUUGAAGAAAAGGGGGUAUAUUGUUUUGCACAUGUCAGUCCUUCCGUAUGUCCGUCCGUCCGUCCACCAGAUGGUUUCUAGAUGAUAACUCAAGAACGCUUAGGCCUAUGAUCAUGAAACUUCAUAGGUACAUUGAUCAUGACUCGCAGAUGACCCCUAUUGAUUUUGAGGUCACUAGGUCAAAGGUUAAGGUCAUGGUGACCAGAAAUAGUAAAAUGGUUUCCGGAUGAUAACUCAAGAAUGCUUAUGCCCAGGAUCAUGAAACUUCAUAGGUACAUUGAUCAUGACUCGCAGAUGACCCCUAUUGAUUUUUAGGUCACUAGGUCAAAUGUCAAGGUCACGGUGACCCGAAAUAGUAAAAUGGUUUCCUGAUGAUAACUCAAGAACGCUUAUGCCUAGGAUCAUGAAACUUCAUAGGUACAUUGAUCAUGACUUGCAGAUGACCCCUAUUGAUUUUCAGGUCACUAGGUCAAAGGUCAAGGUCAUGGUGACCCGAAAUAGUAAAAUGGUUUCAGGAUGAUAACUCAAGAAAGCUUAUGCCUAGGAUCAUGAAACUUCAUAGGUACAUGUACAUUGAUCAUGGCUCGCAGAUGACCCCUAUUAACUUUCAGGUCACUAGGUCAAAGGUCAAGGUCACAGUGCCAAAAAACGUAUUCACACAAUAGCUGCCACUACAACUGACAGCCCAUAUGAGGGGCAUGCAUGUUUUACAAACAGCCCUUGUUGUUUAAUACUUUGUAUAAGCAUGUGUAUCUUUUUGUCACUCCAUUUUUAUUGUUCGUGUAAUUCCAUUAUUCUUUCUGUAAUAUGUAUAAACAAAAGAAUAUUUAUGUAUAUAAUGUUGUAAUUCCUCUUUCACAAUGUAAUUUACAUACACAACUUUGUGUCUUGUUCCAUGCAUCCAACAUAUGCAUCAAAGUUAGUUUUUAACAAAUUGACAUAAAUAUUGCUACAUAAUAUUGAUCAAGAUUUAAGUCUUUUAGUACCGGUACUCAUUUUUGGCUCACCUGAGCACAACAUGCUCAUGGUGAGCUUUUGUGAUCGCCUUUUGUCAGUCGUCCGUCGUGCCUUGUGCGGCGUCAACAUUUGACUUGUUAACUCUCUAGAGGCCACAUUUAUUGUCCAAUCUUCAUGAAAUUUGGUCAGAAGAUUGGUCUCAAUGAUAUCUUGGAUGAGUUUGAAAGUGGUUACUUUUGCUUGAAAAACAUGGCUGCCAAGGGGGGGGGGGCAUUUUUCCUAAUAUGGCUAUAUAUGGCUAUAGUAAAAUCUUGUUAACACUCUAGAGGCCACAUUUAUUUCUGAUCUUCAUGAAACUUGGUCAGAAGAUUUAUCCCAAUACUAUCUUGGACGAGUUCAAAAAUGAUGACGGUUGGUUGAAAAACAUUGCCGCCAAGGCGGGGCAUUUUUCCUUAUAUGGCUAUAUAAGGCUAUAGUAAAAUCUUGUUAACUCUCUAGAGACCACAUUUAUUGUCCGAUCUUCAUGAAACUCGGUAAGAAGAUUCAUCCCAAUAAUAUCUUGGAGAAGCUCAAAAAAGAUGCCGGUUAGUUGAAAAACAUGGCCACCCCGGGGGCGGGGCAAUUUCUCUUAUAUGGCUUUAGUAAAACCUUGUUAACACUCUAAGAGGUCUCAUUUAUUUUCCGAUCAUCAUGAAACUUGGUCAGAAGAUUCGUCCCAAUGAUAUCUUGGAUGAAUAUGAAAAUGGUUUUGGUUGCUUUAAAAACAUGGCCACCAGGGGAGGGGCAUUUUUCCUUAUAUGGCUAUAUAUGGCUAUAGUAAAACCUUGUUAACACUCUAGAGGCCACAUUUAUUGUCCAAUCUUCAUGAAAUUUGGUCAGAAGAUUGGUCUCAAUGAUAUCUUGGAUGAGUUCGAAAAUAAUUAUGUUUGCUUGAAAAAAAUGGCUUCCAAGGGGCGGGGCAUUUUUCCUUAUAUGGCUAUAGUAAAAUCUUGUUAACACUCUAGAGGCCACAUAUACUGUCCGAUCUUUAUGAAACAUGGUCAGAAGAUUCAUCACGAUAAUAUCUUGGACGAGUUCAAAAAUGAUGCUGGUUGGUUGAAAAACAUGGCUGCCAUGGGGGUGGGGCAUUUUUCCUUAUAUGGCUAUAGUAAAACCUUGUUAACACUCUAGAGGCCACAUUUAUUAUCCGAUCUUCGUGAAACUUGGUCAGAAGAUUUGUCCCAAUAAUAUCUUGUUAUCUCAGGUGAGUGACUUUGGGCCUUUCAGGCCCUCUUGUUAAAUUUACAUAAGUAAGGUAAAUAAACAUUUGUUGUAAAAGUCAUCAACUUAUUUAUUAUGUUUAUAUUACUUCACUUGUUUAUUUCCAUGUAACUAUUUAUUUUUGUUAACUGUGUGAGUAUACAUCUGUUGAUAUUUGGUUGUAAAUAAAUACAUUUAUAUUGUU